Molecule: messenger RNA, 1527 nt
Organism: Scomber japonicus (chub mackerel)
Lineage: Eukaryota; Metazoa; Chordata; Actinopteri; Scombriformes; Scombridae
Gene: dbnla
Product: drebrin-like a
Exons: 15
Coding region: 1-1527 (508 amino acids)
Biological process (GO): positive regulation of axon extension; neuron projection morphogenesis; positive regulation of dendritic spine morphogenesis
Cellular component (GO): lamellipodium; actin filament; postsynaptic membrane
Molecular function (GO): actin filament binding
Source: RefSeq, a predicted model, not a curated record
AUGGCUGUGAAUCUGAGUAAAAAUGGUCCUGCACUCACGGCUGCUUAUAAAGAAGUCGUGGACGGAAAGUCAGACACAAACUGGGUGCUGUUUACUUAUGAAGGGAACAGUAAUGAUAUCCGUCUGGCAGAAAAAGGAGUCGGUGGAUUGGAGGAGAUGGUGGAGGAACUGAGCAGUGGGAAGGUGAUGUACGCCUUCUGUCGCGUCCAGGACCCCAAUUCUGGUCUGCCCAAAUACGUCCUCAUAAACUGGACAGGUGAAGGGGUGAAGGACUCUCAGAAAGGAAAAUAUGCCAAUCAUGUGAGCUCAAUGGCCAACUUCCUGCGGGGAGCCCAUGUGACUAUAAAUGCUCGGGGAGAUGACGACGUGGAGCCGGAGACCAUCCUGUCGAAGGUGGCCAAAGCGUCCGGAUCCAACUUUAACUACCACAAACAAACACAAGAAUACAGAGAUGCACCCAGAGGACCUGUGGGCUCAGUCUAUAGGAAAGUCAACGCUGUGGAGGAGAUUCAACAAACCAACAAAGACGACUUUUGGGUCCAAGCUCAGAGAGACGAGGAAGUUCGUCGACGGGAGGAGAGCAAGCACGCGGAGCUGGAGAGACAAAAGCUGGAGAAGGAGAGGAGAGAGACGGACGAGAAGGAGGCGAAGGAGAGAGAGAAGAGGGCAAAGGAGAGAGCUCAGCAGAUCGAACAGGACAAGGUUUAUCAGAAGCAGAGAGAAGAAGAGGAAAGAGAGAGAGAGCAGCAGCGACAGGAUCAUCAUGAAAAAGAAAACAAGAAGAGUGGAAUCAACACUGCUGCGUCUGUGCAGAAAGCAAACGAGGCCAAAUCGCUGAUAUCUCAGAGAUCGUUCAAUCCCAGAGACGUCUUCAAACAGCGGGAGCAAAACUGUGAGGUGGACAGACAGUCUGCUGCUGCGUCCAGACCCGGGAAGCUUCAGAGUCCGUUUUUAUCUCAGAAAUCCUUUGAGGGAGAAACCCCCCUAAAGCCUCCCGCUGUGACCCCCGUCCCACCUGUGCUGUCUCACUCUCCUGUCCGACCCGUCUCACCUGUGCUGUCUCACUCUCCUGUCCGACCCGUCUCACCUGUGCUGUCUCACUCACCAGUCCGACCCGCUUCACCUACUCCACCAGAGACAGCAGCCUCACCUGUUCAAGCUGCAGACGCUGUUUACACUGAAGAUGACGAGUGGUCCGAUGAGUUUGAUGAUGAUGCAGAAGAAGCUACACCAGAUGAAGCAGCAGCUCAAGAAAAUCUGUAUGAAGCACCACGAUCAACCGUGACAGAAGAGGAUCUGUACGAAAAUGUUUACCAGGAAACUCCAGCAGUGAACACAGAGAGCAGUGGACAAGGCACCUGUGCCAGAGCUCUGUAUGACUACCAGGCUUCUGAUGACACUGAGAUUACCUUUGACCCCGAUGACAUCAUCACACAGAUAGACAUGGUGGAUGAGGGCUGGUGGAGAGGUUACGGGCCUGACGGACACUACGGCAUGUUUCCUGCCAAUUACGUGGAGCUUCUCUAG